AUGAGGAUAUUGCAUCUUAAUGGUUUCACCGAGGAGGACAAGAGUCGUUAUCGGCAGUCAAUUUUACGGAAUGUCGUUGAUUCAGUGGCAAAAAUGCUUCGAGCAUGUGAAACAUAUCGGAUCGUGCAUGAACAUGUCAUACAGGAGAAAGUAAACAUAUUUAUGAAAUUUUAUGAAGAUGUCGAUUCGGAUUUGGGAGAUGCUCAAAUUGUAAUAUCGCAUGAAAUGGCUAAAAUCAUUCAACAAAUUUGGCAGAGCAAUAGCAUACAACUUGUUUACGAAAGACGUUUCAAUUAUCAAUUACUCGAUAAUGCCAAAUUCUUCCUGAAUAGUCUUGGAAGAAUUACAUCACCUGAUUAUUCUCCAACAACACAGGAUAUCUUACAAUGUCGUUUCAAAACAAUGGGUAUACAUGAAAUCAAUUUUAUAUAUAAGAAAGUCGAUUUCAAAAUGAUUGAUGUUGGUGGACAGCGUUCGGAAAGACGCAAAUGGAUUCACUGCUUCGAUGACGUGAAUAUGGUACUAUUUGUUGUGGCAAUGAGUGAAUUUGACCAAGCUGACCCUGAAGAUGAAAGUCAGAAUCGCAUGAUACAAAGUUAUCGAAUCUUUAAAACGAUUGCGCAAAGCGACCAUUUCAAGAAUUCGUCCAUUGUUUUGUUUUUGAACAAGUAUGAUAUCUUCCAGGAAAAGAUCAGAUGCUCUUCGUUGAAAAAAUGCUGGCCAGAAUAUGGUGGUGAUAAUUCAGUAGAAGACUGUACGAAAUAUUUGGAAAACCAGUUCCAGAGAUGUAUAUCAAACAAACAAAAAUACUUUGCGUUUGUAACAACAGCAACCGACACGAAAAAUAUUGAUUUAAUGUUCAGUUUGGCAGUCUCACAUACUGUUAAUCAAAAUCUUAAAGCUGUUGGCAUUCGUGAAUAA
This is a messenger RNA of Brugia pahangi, 921 nucleotides long. Lineage: Eukaryota; Metazoa; Nematoda; Chromadorea; Rhabditida; Onchocercidae. The record is from the annotation of a GenBank genome assembly.